UCUGAUUGGUUGUCAGGCAGGAAGUCGGACAGCCGCUCAGACGGUGUUUAUCUCAGAUGUGGAAAUAAAACAAUCAAUUUUUCUCCGACUUGAGUUAAAGUCCCGCCUGGAGCACUUGAAUGGAAAACAAAGCUGCGCAGUGUGUUGUGUUGUUUGUUUUGUUGCGCGUGACCGGCGGACUCACGUCGCAGCCGGCGGAUGACGGAGGAGGAUGGUAUCUGCCUACAGAUUUCCGGUUAGAAGACGAAGGACCUUGUAAUAUCGACGUGCUGGACAGCUCCUCCGUCUCAUAUCAACAGUUCAUUGAAAGAUAUGCCUACAGCAGACCGGCCAUCCUCAGAGGCCUCACUGAUAACACGAAAUUCCAGUUGCUGUGCUCCAAGCCCAGCCUCCUGGAGAAAUAUGGCUCCCACAGAGUGAAGCUCAGCACUGCUAACACGUACUCGUAUAGGAAAGUGGACGUUCCCUUCCGGGAGUACGUGGAUGUAUUCCUGAAGCCUCAGUCUGCAGACGCCCUCGGCAGCGAGACGCUGUAUUUCUUCGGAGACAACAACUUCACCGAGUGGCAGAGCCUGUUCGACCAGUACAAGUCGCCACCGUACGUCCUUCCUCACACCAGCGGAGCGUACAGCUUCGGGAUCGCAGGUCCAGGAACAGGAGUCCCGUUUCACUGGCACGGUCCGGGUUACUCAGAGGUCAUCUAUGGACGAAAGCGAUGGUUCCUCUACCCGCCUGACAUGGAGCCUCAUUUCCACCCAAACCGGACCACCUUGUCUUGGCUGAUGGAGACUUACCCCCACCUGCCGGAGAACGAGGCUCCACUGGAGUGCACCAUCAGACCAGGAGAGGUGCUGUAUUUCCCUGACCGCUGGUGGCACGCCACCCUCAACCUGGACACCAGCGUCUUCAUCUCCACCUUCCUGGGCUGAACUCCAUCCAUUAAAGGAAUUCCUCGUAAACCUCUUUGAUCCGAGUUUGACAUGAAGGCAAAAAAAAAAAAAAACACUUUUUCUUUUGGGGAACAAAAAGCUGUGAAUUUUUUUUUUUUUUUUUUUUUUUUUACAUUUUUCUAAUCUUUACUGAUGCUGAUGUUAUUCCAGUGACUUUUAGCAGAUUUUUGUACUUGAAUGCAACCGGAUAUAAAUCUGUAAAUGCUGUGUAUUUAAAGAUCAAAGUCUGGAGAGGCUGAAUUUAACCAGAGAAAAUGUCUUCUGCUUAAAACACAUUUAAGAUCAGACAUUUGUUUUUGGACUCUGAAAAUAUUAGAAAAAUAAAUUAUGAAAUACAGAACCGAAAACAAAAAUUUGCUCCCUUCAUUUAUCAUUAAAGAAAAUGUUCAUUAAAAUCUUGAUCAUU
Messenger RNA from Melanotaenia boesemani (Boeseman's rainbowfish), 1356 nucleotides. RefSeq names its product jumonji domain containing 8 (gene jmjd8). The transcript is spliced from 9 exons. The record is from RefSeq and is a predicted model, not a curated record. The coding region runs from base 120 to 929 and encodes 269 amino acids. Gene Ontology annotation, cellular component: cytoplasm. NCBI's taxonomy places the organism in Eukaryota, Metazoa, Chordata, Actinopteri, Atheriniformes, Melanotaeniidae.